Emericellopsis atlantica is the source of this 740-nucleotide messenger RNA. Its product is annotated as magnesium transporter. Gene Ontology annotation, biological process: protein folding in endoplasmic reticulum. NCBI's taxonomy places the organism in Eukaryota, Fungi, Ascomycota, Sordariomycetes, Hypocreales, Bionectriaceae. Gene Ontology annotation, cellular component: EMC complex. The record is from RefSeq and is a predicted model, not a curated record. The transcript is spliced from 2 exons. The coding region runs from base 1 to 411 and encodes 136 amino acids.
AUGGCAUGGAUACCUAGAUUCAUCACCUUCACGGGCUUGGUUCUUCUAGCCCACGCCGGCUACUCUGCCCAAGAACAUGCCGCCCUAGCAUCGACAACAGCGCAGCACUCGAAUCAAGCAGGCACAUCGACCUCGUUACCCAUCGACAUCAGCAUAGAAACGAUAGUUGCCACCAUGGCUGUCUGCAUCGGGCUUGUCCUCAACACACCGAACCUUCGGCCAAUUCAGUGGAACGUUUGGGCUGGCAAGAUUGAACGCGAGGGCGCAGAAGGCUUUCGGGACAGUUCGGGAGCUGUUGAAAAGGACUACAGGGGUAACCCUUUCAGCACACUGGAGUCGAGGCCCGGCUUCGUGGACAUUCGCAAGCAACGACGAGAGUUUGCCGAGUGGGCCAAGAGCGAGAGCACCUAGUCAUACGACAAAGAGGAAGAGGCUGGCGCGAGAUAAUCGCCAAAGGUAUCAAUUCUGGGUUGCCGAUUCUUUUGUGCUUGCGCACUCGCGAGCACAUGUGAUGUUGGUGGUGCGAGCUUGAAGCGCACGGGAGCUACCAGGCACAGCAAACAUCAUGCGGGAAAUGGAUGACACUAUUCUCUAUUCACCAAAGUCUUGCAACGGCAUAGUAUACAUUCUCUGGGCAUGAAUCUACCGAAUUCAGCCACUUACUGGUGUCCGCCAAUUUCCUAUACCCGUGCUGUCCAUCGCACCUUCCUUGUGAAAGGGUGCUACUAGAACAAAAGUCG